UAACAAUGCUGUCUGUGGUUUCCAACUUGGUUCACUCACUUGAUUGUACAAAUAUUAUAUUUUAACAAGGAAAUGUUUCAAGUUUAAGAAAUAAGUGAUUGCGAAUUAGUUAUAAUAGCUGCAAACGCAGAAGCCAAUACAAUUAUCAAGAUGUCCAGCAAGGACGGUUCUCGUCCUGGCUCCAAAACUGGAUCAAAAGCUGGAUCAAAAGCUGGGUCAAAGGCCGGGUCAAAGGCUGGUUCAAAGCCUGGCUCAAGGGCCAGUUCAAAAGCAGGAAGUGCCCGAUCCUCUAAAGUAGGCUCACCAAAGGGAUCCAAGCGGACCACCCCGCUACCAGAUCCUGCCAUCCAGGAAAAUCAGAGUCAAGACGUUGAACAAACAGAGGGACAGGUUACAGAACUAGACAGUGGGGACUUGACAAGUGAAAGUAAUCAGGAACAGAGUGCACUGAAUGCUUCAGACCCAGACAGUAUUCACAAUGUUGUGAACCAGAUGAUCAAGGACAGAAUAACGGUGACAAACUGGAAACCAGAACUGUGGACAGAGCUUCAUGACAGUGCCAUCAGAGAAUUCACCAAGGAUUCCACGAUUAAGCUGAUGGUUGCCUAUAAUGACCAGUAUCGUGGAUUCUGCAUCGAGUACAAGAUCCCUUCGUUCAGUGUGGACCAGCUGACCUAUUUCAUAAAGACUCACCCUACGAAGGAGAUCACUCCAGAGAACUUUUUCACGUCUUUUCAAUACGGAACUGUCAAGGCGACUCACAUUGAGAGUUUGUUGAGGACAAUGAUUGGCAUUUAUGCUCCAAUCUUCUUUGAGGAUACCUCAUGGCCAGACAGUAUUAAAAAUGACUUCUCCGCCCAGCUGCAUCGAUUUCUUGCCAAUUUGACGGACACACGGUGGAAGCUGGAAGGUAAAACGGUGCUGUAUAUUCCCACGGAGGGGAUGAAGAUUCCCCCAGAGGAAGCCGCUAAAAACAAGGAACUUGUCCAGAGACUGGAGACUGCAAUGAUCCACUGGGCUCGACAGAUCAAAGAGGUGCUCAGCUCACAGGAUGCAUACGAGAUGGCGGAAAACUCGGGUCCCCUGGACGAGAUCGAGUUCUGGAAGGCGCGGUGCGUCGACUUGUCAGGAAUUAGUACGCAGUUGGACAAACCCGGCAUCAAAAGAAUAACACAUGUCCUAGAACUCGCCAAAUCGUCGUAUGUGGCCCCGUUUCUGAAACUGUCGGGCCAGAUUAAGGAGGGUUCCAGACAGGCUGAGAGCAACCUCAAGUUCCUUGCAGUUUUGAAGGACCCGUGCCACGACCUGGCAGAUGCCAAACCCAAGGACAUCCCCGCAAUGUUGCAGAAAAUACUCAAUCUCAUCAGAAUGAUCUGGGUGAACUCCGAGUUCUACAAGACGAGAGAGAGACUCACCGGCAUCCUCAAAAAGAUGAGCAAUGAGAUUAUUCGAAGAUGCUGCAGCAACAUUGAUCUCGAUCGGAUCUUCGAUGGAUACGUGCAGUCCGGAAUUACAAAUCUUAACGACUGCAUCAAGUGUUGUGAAGAAUGGAAAGAAGUGUAUGAUAAGACUUCCAAGAUGCAUCACAUGUUUUCGUCCGUGGCCUGGGUUCUUGACCGAAGUAGUAUUUUUGCUCAAAUUGAUGCCUUUAUACAACGGUGUAAAGACUUACUGGAGGUGUGUGAAGCUCAGAUCCAUUUUGCGCGGAAGAGUGAGGGAACGCAGAUCGAGAUGCCACACUUUGCCGGACAGAAAGGCCCCGAAAUCACGCGUGGUAUUCUGGAGAUUGAGGCACAGUUUGAAAAGAACAUCAACAUUCUGCGCUCGGUGAAGAGCACAAUUCUUGACGUGAAAGCGACGACGUGGCAUGACGACUACAACAGGUUUCGGUCGGGGAUCAAGGAUCUGGAGGUGAUGAUGCAGAAUGUGAUUUCAUCGGCGUUCGACACAGUCACCACCGUGGAACAGGGGGUUGAACUGCUGGACAUCUUUAUGCAUCUUCAGUCGAGAGAAUCUAUCCGCCGCACGAUUGACAAAAAGACUGUGGAUGUGUACCAUCUGUUUAAUGAAGAGCUCAAUGCUGUAAAGAAGGAACUCACACAGAAAGGUCUUCCUCUCACUACCAGCCACCCCAAGUUUUCUGGCACCGCUCAUUGGGCUCGGAUGCUCAAAAAGAGAAUCGAGUGGGGAAUGAUGAUUCUCGAUCGAGCCCAUUUCCUACCAUCAAUUGGUCUGGGAGAAGAAGUUCGCACACAGUACCAGCAUCUCUGCAUUGCACUGGAUGAAUACAUUCGCAAAACAUUCUACGAGUGGAACCAGACGGUGGAAAAAUCCGAAGAGUCGCAGAAGCAGCUGGAAUCCCCGCUCAUGUGUCGCAGUACAACACGACCACCCAUGCUGGAUAUCAACUUCAAUAGGAACCUGAUGAAGAUGUUCCAGGAGAUUCACUACUGGGAGAGGCUGAUGUUCGAGAUCCCGCACUACGCGGCCGACGUGUACGGCAAGAAGGAAGACCUGAGAAACCUGAGGGAACACGUCCUGCUGGUGGUGCGCGACUACAACAGAAUCAUUGCUGCUUUGUCCAUAGAAGAAAGAGGACUGUUCACUGAAAGAAUCAAGUUCUUGGACAAAAAGAUUCACCCCGGUUUGACUAAACUUACCUGGGCAUCGAAGAACAUUUCGGACUAUUUUAUCGCAGAGUGCCGACUGCACGCCAGCAAAAUGCAAGCGAUUGUGGACGACUACAAGAGUGCUAACAUGCAGAUAUCGAAACACUCUGUCAAAAUCAGUGAGACGCUGCUCGUCAACAUCGACAGUCGCAAGAUUUACGAAAAUCUUGAAUUCGAGGAAGAUCAGGCCAAAUGGCGCGAGAACAUUGCCGAGAGACUGAAGAGCAUCCACUUUGAGAUCAUCAUGACGAUGAAGCAGACUCACGAAGUCUUCAAAAACGAUCGUCUUGAUCAGGUUCAACAGUCGUGGCAUCGCUACACUGAGAAGAUGGAUCGGAUGGUGGAGGAAGCAUUCCGCCUCAAUGUCAAAUGGUCCCUGCAGGAGCUGUCCAAGGCCAUCAACGGUGACGGCAAGUCUCUGCCAAAUCCCCUCUUCAGGGUCAGGGUCAUUUUAGAAAGAGAAAAGGUUGAAUUUGCUCCAACUCUGCAACAGUUAGCGACAAUUAUGAGCAACAUGAAACGGAAACUGACGGAAGCCAUUUCGGGAAUCCGGCGACUGCCCGAUGAGUUGAUGUCACUGAAGAGGUCAAAGAAAGCUGCAAUUCACGAAGUGAUAUCACAUGACGAGGAGAUCACAAAGAUUCAGUCGGUGAUUGACGCAGGCAUGAAGUCGAACGCCCAGAACCUGCAGUCCUACCUGGCCAUAUGGGACAACUAUCGAGAGAUCUGGGAGAUCCAGAAAGAUGCAUUCAUCCGCAGAUACAAAAAACUCAACCCACAGGUGUCUUCCUUUGAUGCUGAUAUUGCCAGGUACGAUGAAGUGGCGAACAAUGUUCAGACCCAGGAGACGAUUCUAAACAUCCAGUUUGUUCUGCUGGACUGCUCUCCCUUGAAACAGUCGAUACUCGCCCACUGCAACGAGUGGCAGAACAAGUUCACCACCCUGCUGCGAGAGAUCGCGUCCACCAAGCUUAAAGAACUCUACACCUUCCUCAAGGAAAACGGAGAGAAGGUGAGUCAGCCCCCACAGACACUGGAUGAGCUUGGAGAGAGCUUGAAACUGUGGGAAGAGCUGCACUCUAGUCAGUCGGAGAUAGAGGCCAAGUUUUUACCACUCAACGAACAGUUCAGCAUCCUUGAGAAAUACGAGGUGCCCAUCACGGAUGAGGUGAUAGCUAUGAACAACGAGCUUCCAAAUGAAUGGGUAAAAUUCCAGACGACACUCAUAGAGUCAGACACUAUGCUGAAGAAACACAAGGAGAGAUUCAAGACGAGUCUGCUUUCCCAGUCGGAAGACCUGAAGAAGCAGGUGACCACUCUUCUGGAUGAGUUUGCAACCAAGGGUCCGUUCUCAAGCAACAUCAAGACGCCGGAAGCCCUGGAAACCAUCGAGAUGAUCCGCCAGUCGGUGGCUACCCUCAAGGCUCAGGAGCAGACGAUCCGUAAAGGUCUGUCCAUCUUCAAAAUUGACCAGCAGCCAUCCAAGGAUGUCAUCAAUCUUGAAAAGGAACUGGAGCAGAUCGAGGCGGUGUGGGAACUGUCUAAGGAGUGGGAACGGCUGUGGGAGGACUGGAAGGUCGGGCAGUUCACGGAGCUGCAGACCUCAGACAUGGAGACUCUGUCCAUCACACUGUACAAGAAACUCAACAAGUACAGCAGAGAACUCAAGGACAAGAACUGGGAGAUUGUGGACGUGAUCAAGAACCGCGUGGACCAGUUCAAGAGGACGAUGCCACUCAUCCAGGAUCUGAAGAACGACGCACUCAGACCACGCCACUGGCAGAAAAUACAGGACGAAAUGCAGCGACCGUUUGACCACAAGGGAGAAGACUUCACCCUGGAGCGGAUUAUUGAGUACGGAUUUGACCAGUACAGCGAGCAGAUCCAUGACAUUUCCAGCGCGGCCACCAAGGAGUUGGCCAUUGAACAGGGUCUACAAGCCAUUGAUGCAGUAUGGAAUAUCACAGAUCUGGAUAUAACAUCGUACAAGGACAAGGGGCACUUCAAACUUAGAUCAACUGAAGACGUGUUUGCUGUACUGGAAGACAAUCAGGUCCAACUUUCCACGAUGAAAGCUUCUCGCUUCGUCAAGGCCUUUGAGGCGGAGGUCGACAAAUGGGAGAGAACUCUGUCACACAUUCUUGAGGUGGUGGAGAUGCUGCUGACUGUCCAGCGACAGUGGAUGUACUUAGAGAACAUCUUUCUUGGAGAAGAUAUCCGGAAGCAGCUUCCCCGAGAGUCUGCUGAGUUUGAUGACGUGAACGUGCGGUGGAAGGUGAUCAUGACUCGACUGAAUGCCGUAAAAAAUGCCCUCCGCGGAACUCACCACCCAGGCAUUUUGGAACAGCUGAAUGACAUGAAUGUGAAGCUGGAGGAAAUACAGAAGUCUCUUGACAUGUACCUGGAAACGAAGCGACAGAUCUUCCCACGGUUCUACUUCCUGUCGAACGACGACCUUCUCGAGAUCCUCGGUCAGUCGAAGAACCCCGAGGCCGUCCAGACACAUCUGAAGAAAUGCUUCGACAACAUCAGGUCUCUCAAGAUGAGUCGGGCUGGGCUCACUCAGAAGUGGGAGGCUGCUGGCAUGUUUUCGUCAGAUGCGGAAUAUGUAGAGUUUGGACAUUCAGUCUACUUAGAGGGUCCAGUGGAGGCCUGGCUGUGUGAUGUGGAGAAAACAAUGAGAUGGACGUUGAAGGAAGUCCUGAAGAACUGUCGAAUGGCGCUCAAGAAGAACCUCACCAAGAGAGACAAAUGGAUCAAAGAGUGGCCCGGACAGUUGUGCAUCACAGCUAGUCAGAUACAGUGGACACAGGAUGUCACCAAGGCCCUGGCCACCUCCAAAGAAAGGGGAGAUAAGCGUGCACAAAAGAGCAUGAAGAAAAAGCAGGUUGCGAUGCUGAACAAACUGUCUGAGGCUAUUAGAGGAAAUCUCACAAAGAUCCAGCGACUGAAGAUCGUCGCCUUGGUAACGAUAGAGGUUCAUGCGAGAGACAUUGUGGAGAAGAUGAUCAAAUCGGGAUGUUCCGAUGUCACGGCGUUCGAAUGGCUCAGUCAGCUUCGGGUUUACUGGGACAAGGAGAUAGAUGACUGCGUUGUCCGCCAGACCAACACACAGUUCCAGUACGGCUACGAGUAUCUGGGUAACUCCGGCCGCCUGGUCAUCACGCCGCUGACCGAUCGCUGCUAUAUGACGCUGACCACCGCCCUCCACUUGCACCGUGGUGGGAGCCCCAAGGGGCCCGCGGGAACCGGCAAGACUGAGACGACCAAGGAUCUGGGCAAGGCUCUCGGGAUGUACGUGAUCGUCGUCAAUUGUUCCGAGGGUCUCGAUUACAAGUCCAUGGGACGCAUGUUUUCCGGUCUGGCUCAGACUGGAGCAUGGGGCUGUUUUGAUGAGUUCAACCGGAUCAACAUUGAGGUACUGUCUGUGGUGGCCCAGCAGAUUCUUUCCAUACUGAGCGCACUGGCCACCAACAAACAGAGGUUCAUAUUUGAGGGCCGCGAGAUUGACCUCAUCUGGUCCUGCGGAACGUUCAUCACUAUGAAUCCAGGGUAUGCUGGCCGAACUGAACUGCCCGACAAUCUGAAGUCCAUGUUCCGACCCAUUGCCAUGGUGGUUCCUGAUUCCAACCUCAUUGCUGAAAUCAUUCUCUUCGCUGAAGGAUUCGGCAACACAAAGUUACUGGCGAAGAAGGUGUACACGAUGUACUGCCUGGCCGAGCAGCAGCUGUCUCACCAGGACCACUACGACUUUGGCCUCCGCGCCCUCGUGUCUGUACUCAGGUAUGCAGGGCGGAAGAAGAGAAGCAACCCAAAUCUGUCCGAUGAAGAGAUCUUACUGCUGUCGAUGAAGGACAUGAACAUUGCCAAGCUUACAUCGUCAGAUCUGCCUCUGUUUAACGCCAUCAUGUCUGAUCUCUUCCCCGGGAUCGAGACUCCAGCUGUCGACUAUUCCAAGCUGAAGAACGGUAUUUCCGAGGAGCUGCGUGAGAGCAUGCUGCAGGUGAACGAGCAGACCGUGGCGAAGGUCAUCCAGCUGUAUGAGACGAAGACGUCGCGUCACGCCGUCAUGAUCGUCGGCUCCACGCUCGCUGGCAAGUCCGUGGCGUGGAAGAUGCUCCAGGCAACGUGUACACGCCUGUGCAAGGCUGGCGACCCAAACUUCCAGAUAGUGAAGGAGUUUCCACUAAAUCCAAAAGCGCUGUCCCUUGGUGAACUCUAUGGUGAAUUUGAUCUCAACACCAAUGAAUGGACAGAUGGGGUGUUAUCCAGCGUUAUGAGACAGACCUGUGCAGAGCACCUUGAUGAGAAACCUGAUGACAAGUGGAUAGUCUUUGAUGGUCCUGUGGACACCCUGUGGAUUGAGAGCAUGAACUCUGUGAUGGACGACAACAAGAUACUCACUCUGAUUAAUGGAGAGCGUAUCUCCAUGCCAGACACUGUGUCACUGUUAUUUGAAGUCGAGGACCUUGCAGUCGCCUCGCCUGCCACGGUAUCGCGCUGUGGCAUGGUGUAUGCUGAUUACAAGGACCUCGGCUGGCAGCCAUAUGUCAGCUCAUGGCUGGAACGAAAAACAGACAAGGUACUGGUUGAAGAACUGAAGCGUCUCUUUGAUAAAUACGUGUUGAAGAUUCUCGAUUUCAAGAAAGCUAACUGCAAGGAACUCAUCCCCAUCGCAGAACUCAAUGCAAUUACCUCCCUCUGCAAACUGUUUGACUGCUAUUGUUCAGCUGAUAAUGGGAUUGACCCAUCUGAUCCGGACAGCAUGGUUCACAUGAUUGAACUGUGGUUCCAGUUCUGUAUGAUCUGGUCCCUCUGUUGCUCGACAGAUGAGGACGGGCGUAAAAAGAUAGACAAUUAUUUCCGUGAGAUGGAAGGAACGUUCCCAAACAAGGACACCAUCUAUGAGUAUUUUGUCGACCCAAAGAACAGGACGUGGGUGCACUGGGAAGAGAAACUGAAAGGAGGAUGGAAAUACAAUCCAUCACUGCCGUUCUUCAAGCUGAUUGUCCCGACGGUGGACAUGGUACGCUACCAGUUCCUCACCCGCUCGCUGAUCACAUCGAAGAACCCCGUGAUGCUGGUCGGGCCGGUCGGCACUGGGAAGACUUCCGUUGCCGAGAGCACGCUCGGUAAACUCGACAAGACGUACAGUGUGCUGCACAUCAAUAUGUCCGCUCAGACAACCUCGAACAAUGUACAGGAUAUCAUUGAGAGUCGUGUGGAGAAGCGGACAAAAGGCGUGUACGUGCCGAUCGGCGGGAAGAAGCUGAUCACAUUCAUGGACGACUUCAACAUGCCAGCCAAGGAUAUGUUUGGGUCGCAGGCACCGCUUGAGCUCAUCAAGCUGUGGCUCGACUAUGGGUUCUGGUACGACAGAACCAAACAAACUGUCAAGAGUAUCAGGGACAUGUUUCUGGCGGUUGCCAUGGGUCCCCCAGGUGGCGGGAGGAUGGUGAUCUCGCGACGACUCCAGAGUCGAUUCAACCUCAUCAACAUGACAUUCCCACAGGAAUCCCAGAUCAAGCGAAUCUUUGGCAGCAUGAUCAACCAGAAGUUGCAGGACUUUGAAGAAGAAGUGAAGCCAAUUGGUGAUAUCAUGACCCAGGCCACCAUCGAGAUGUACAACAGCGUGGUGACUCGCUUCCUGCCCACACCCACCAAGAUACACUACCUAUUCAAUCUGAGAGACAUCUCCAGGGUGUUUCAAGGAUUGCUGCGAGCUCACAAGGACUUCCACGACACGCGACACGCCAUGACGCGACUCUGGAUUCAUGAGUGUUUCAGAGUGUUCUCGGACCGUCUAGUUGACACUACUGACAAUGAAGCCUUUGUGACCAUCUUGUCUGAGAAACUGGGUCUGCUUUUUGACCAGACCUUCCACAACAUCUGUCCAAACAAGACGUCGCCCAUAUUUGGUGACUACAUCAACCCUGACCAGGUGUACGAGGACAUCACCAAACUGGAUGUGUUGAAGAAGUACAUGCUUGACAUGCUGGAAGAAUACAACAACACGCCCGGCGUCAUCCGCAUGAACCUCGUGCUCUUCAGGGACGCCAUCGAGCAUGUGUCCAAGGUGGUGCGUGUGAUUCGACAGCCGCGUGGCAACAUGCUGCUGGUUGGUAUCGGCGGCAGUGGUCGGCAGAGCUUGACGCGCCUCGCGUCACACAUCUGUGAAUACACUACAUUCCAGGUGGAGAUCUCCAAGCACUACCGGAGGGCCGAGUUCAGGGAAGACCUGAAGAAGCUGUACGCACUGUCUGGUGUGGAGAACAAGCCGACGGUGUUCCUCUUCAACGACAUGCAGGUCGUGGAGGAGAGCUUCCUCGAGGACAUCAAUAAUGUCCUCAGCAGCGGCGAGGUGCCCAACCUCUACAAAACUGAAGAAUUCGAGGAGGUGCGGAACCUACUAGCAGAAGAAGCUAAGAAAGAUGGGAUUGAGGAAACGAACCAGCGAAUGUUCACCUACCUAAUUGAGCGAGUUCGCGCGAAUCUGCACGUUGUCCUCUGUAUGAGUCCGGUGGGAGAGGCAUUCAGGAACCGCAUCCGUAUGUUUCCUGCGUUUGUGAACUGCACGACAAUCGACUGGUUCAGUGAGUGGCCCCAGGACGCCCUGCUGGAGGUGGCUGAUAAAUACCUCAGUGAGGAGAGUCUCGGAAGUGAAGACGAGGACAAGAUGAAGCCAGCUUUAGCUCAGAUGUUUUCUAUGAUGCACAAGUCAGUUUCCGAGUACUCCAAGCGGAUGUUACUGGAGAUACGGCGACGGAACUACGUGACACCGACCAACUACCUUGAACUUGUGUCGGGCUAUAAACAGCUACUGAAGGAGAAGAAACAAGAGUUGGGGAAUGCGGCCAACAAGUUGAAGAACGGUCUGAGUAAGAUCGACGAGACGCGUGAGAAGGUGGAGCUGAUGUCGGUGGAGCUGUCCGACGCCAAGACGAAGGUGGCCCAGUUCCAGAAGCAGUGCGAGGAGUACCUCGUCAUCAUCGUGCAGCAGAAACGCGAGGCCGACGAGCAGCAGAAGUCAGUGGCCCAGAAGAGUGAGCGGAUAAUGGAGGAGGAAGGCAAGUGUCAGCACAUGGCCGACCUGGCUCAGAAUGACCUCAAUGAAGCCCUGCCUGCCCUGGAGGAGGCCAUCAAGGCUCUAGAAUCUCUGAACAAGAAGGACAUGACUGAGAUCAAGUCGUAUGGCCGGCCGCCCGUCCUCGUCGAGAAAGUCAUGGAAGCCGUCAUGAUACUCCGAGGCUGUGAACCGACCUGGGCUGAAGCGAAGAGACAGCUUGGUGAUGGCAAUUUCCUCAAGUCGCUGAUGAACUUCGACAAAGACAACAUCUCGGACCGAGUUCUCAAGAAGAUCGGGACGUACUGCCAACAGUCUGAUUUCCACCCAGAGAUCAUCGGCCGGGUGUCCACCGCCGCCAAAUCACUGUGCAUGUGGGUGCGUGCCAUGGAGAUGUACGGCCGUAUCUACCGAGUGGUGGAGCCCAAGAGACAGAGACUCAACGCUGCCAUGUCACAGCUCAAAGACAAGCAGGCGGCUCUAGCAGACGCCAAGGCCAAGUUGGCAGAGGUUGAAGCUAAGAUGGCCGACCUGAAACAGCAGUAUGACGAGAAGCUGUCCCAAAAGGAGGAGCUGAAGAGGAAGGCGGAACACACCGAGAUGAUGCUGGACCGGGCGUCGAAACUUGUGUCCGGACUCGCGGGAGAGAGGAUCAGAUGGGAGGAAACUGUUAAAGAUCUCGAGGAGAAGAUGGGCUACCUGCUGGGCGACUGUCUGGUGGCCGCCGCCUUCAUGUCCUACAUGGGGCCUUUUCUGUCCAACUACCGCGAAGACAUGGUGCGCAAGAACUGGAUGACCGAGAUAGCCAAACUUGGGAUCCCAAAUGCUCCUGAUUUUGACUUCUGCCUCUUCAUGGCCAAGGCGACGGCUGUACGAGACUGGAACAUCCAGGGUUUGCCCAGCGACGGGUUUUCUACAGAGAAUGGUGUGAUCGUAACCCGUGGGCGCAGGUGGCCGCUGAUGAUAGACCCGCAGGGACAGGCAAUCAAGUGGAUUAAAAAUAUGGAAUUUGCAAGGGGUCUGAAGGUGAUUGACUUGCAGCAGACGGACUACAUGCGGACUCUAGAGAACGCCAUCCAGUUCGGUUUGCCCGUCUUGCUGCAGAACGUGCAGGAGAAACUCGACCCAUCGCUCGACCCCAUCCUCAACAAGUCCUUGAUGAAAGUCGGUGGAGCAUACCUGAUUCGUCUCGGGGACAAGGAAAUUGAGUACAACAAAGACUUCAGUUUCUACAUCACCACAAAGCUGAGUAACCCGCACUACGCCCCUGAAAUCUCUACCAAGGCCACUAUUGUCAACUUCGCUGUCAAGGAACAAGGUCUUGAGGCCCAGCUGCUGGGUAUCGUGGUGAGGAAGGAGCGACCAGAGCUGGAAGAGCAGAAAGACAGCCUGGUGCGCAGUAUUGCCGCCGGCAAGAAGAAACUCGUCGAGUGCGAGGACGAGAUUCUCAGAUUGCUCUAUGAAACGAAGGGAUCGCUUCUAGACGACGAACAGCUGGUCAACACACUACAGACAUCUAAAGUGACAUCACAGGAGGUCUCGGAGCAGUUGCAAAUAUCUGAACAGACAGAGGCAAAGAUCGAUGCAGCUCGUGAGGGCUAUCGUCCAUGUGCUCAGAGAACGUCCAUCUUGUUUUUUGUGUUGAAUGACAUGGGUCGCAUUGACCCCAUGUAUCAGUUCUCACUGGACUCUUACAUUGAACUGUUCAUUGCAUCUAUUGAGCGGAGUCAGAGAAGUUCAAAACUGGAGGAGAGAAUUGUUAAUCUGAAUGAAUUCCAUACGUAUGCUGUUUACAGAUUUACGUGCCGUGGCCUCUUUGAGAAGCAUAAGCUGCUAUUCUCAUUCCAAAUGUGUGCCAAGAUCCUGGAGCAUGCUGGGAAACUGAACAUGGAUGAAUACAAUUUCUUCCUCCGCGGUGGAGUUGUGAUUGACCGAGAGAACCAGAUGGACAACCCGUGCCCUGGUUGGCUGUCGGACAACGCAUGGGACAACAUCACGGAGCUGGAGAAGCUGACCAACUUCCAUGGGAUCAUCACGGCCUUCGAGCAGUACCCACGCGAGUGGAACAUCUGGUACACCUCGUCAGACCCCGAAAACACACCACUGCCAGGUGAAUGGGACAAUGCCUGCAAUGAGCUCCAGCGCAUGUUGAUCGUGAGGUCACUGCGACCUGAUCGGGUGUCUUUCUGCGCGACCUCGUUUAUCGUGAACAAUCUCGGCUCCAAGUUUGUCGAGCCUCCCGUACUGGACAUGCAGCAGGUGGUGGAAGAUUCGAGCACAAAGACACCGCUCAUCUUCGUCCUGUCACCCGGCGUGGAUCCCACAAGUGCCCUCACCCAACUGUCAGAAGUGAGUGGAAUGGAGGAUCGUUUCCAUGCAUUGUCUCUGGGUCAAGGUCAGGCCCCAAUUGCCACUCGGAUGAUCAAGGAGGGAGUUAAAGAGGGUAACUGGGUGUUCCUUGCCAACUGUCACCUGUCUCUCAGCUGGAUGCCUCACCUCGACAAGCUCGUAGAGCAGCUGCAGAUUGAGGAGCCCCACCCCGAGUUCAGACUCUGGCUCAGCAGCAGCCCCCACCCGGAAUUCCCCAUCUCCAUCCUGCAGCAGGGCAUAAAGAUGACCACCGAACCACCGAAGGGACUGAAAGCGAACAUGAAGCGUCUGUACAACCUGGUGACGGAGCAGCAGUUCCAGCGCUGCCACAAGCCUGACAAGUACAAGAAACUUCUCUUCUGUCUGUGUUUCUUCCACUCUGUGCUGCUCGAGAGGAAGAAGUUCCUCAUGCUCGGCUGGAACAUCGCAUACGAGUUCAACGACUCAGACUUCGAGGUUUCGGAGAAUCUGUUGAGUAUUUACCUGGAUGAGUAUGAGGAGACGCCGUGGGACGCCCUCAAGUACCUCAUCGCCGGCAUCAACUACGGCGGUCACGUCACCGACGACUGGGACCGGAGACUGCUGCAGACGUACAUCUCUGACUACUUCGUCGAUGCAUCACUCAACACACCAUUUUACAAACUGUCUAUUCUCCCAGCAUACUACGUACCAAAGGACGGCCAGUUUUCCUCGUACAAGGAGUAUGUGAGCAUGCUGCCGAACAUCGACCACCCUGAGGCGUUUGGCCAGCACCCGAACGCGGACAUCACUUCUCAGAUCCAGGAAACGAAGAUGAUGUUUGACACUCUGCUGUCACUGCAGCCACAGAUCUCGAGCACCCAGGGCGACAGUAGGGAGGACAAAGUGCUUGAACUCGCAGCCAAUAUUUUCCGUCAACUGCCAGAGAAUAUUGACUAUGAGGGCACAGCAAAGAUUUUGUCCGUGGACCCGUCAGCUUUGAAUGUUGUCCUGCUACAAGAAAUCCAACGGUAUAACCUGCUGUUGGUCGAGAUCCGUGCUUCACUGGCAGACUUGGAGAAGGGAAUCCAGGGCUUGGUCGUCAUGAGUAGUGACCUGGAGGACAUCUUCCACUGUAUUUACGACGGUCACGUGCCGCACACCUGGGAAAAAGCAUACCCAUCGAUGAAGCCACUGUCAGCCUGGACCCGCGACCUCAUCACACGGGUGGAACAGUUCAGCAUGUGGGCGGAGAAAGCUCACCCCCCGAAGAUCUUCUGGAUGUCCGGCUUCACAUUCCCCACAGGUUUCCUCACAGCCGUCCUCCAGACAUCGGCCAGACAGAACAGUGUAUCAGUCGACUCUCUUUCCUGGGAAUUCACAGUGAUGACGGUUGAUGACACCAAUAUCACAGGACCGCCAAAGGAUGGUGUGUACAUCAAGGGACUCUUCCUGCAAGGUGCCGGCUGGGACAAGAAGAACGCCUGUCUGAUAGAAGCGAACCCGAUGCAGCUGGUGUGUGCCAUGCCCACCAUCCACUUCAGACCAGCCGAGAGCAAAAAGAAAACAAGCAAAGGAAUAUACUCGUGUCCGGUGUACUACUACCCGAACCGUGCGGGUACGAGCGGGAGACAGUCGUUUGUGGUCGCCGUGGAGCUCAAGACUGGAGACAAGAGUCCCGACCACUGGUGUAAACGAGGCACGGCGCUCUUGAUGAGUCUGGACUACUGAACACACUCAGCGUCCUUGUGUAGCAGUGUGUGGUGGUCAUAUCCACCAGUUCAACACGUUGUGAUUUUUGUCUGUGCUUUUUUGUGUUGGUGCAAAAUCUUAUAUUUGAUAAAAGAAGUCAGUGGCCAACUUGAUGGACUUGUAUAUUAAAAAAAAAAAAAAAUUUACAACUAAAUAAAAUACUUUUUUUUAAAAAGAAAAAAAGAAAAUGAAGAUGUGUGUGUGAGUGAAUGUAUUUUUGUGACUAAGUUGCAAAUGCCAAGAUGAGAAUAGUUUCUCAUAUUUCUGUGUGGGGGUUUUUUAAUUAAAAAAACAAACAAUGUUUGAUGUAUUAUUCAGUCAGUGACUGUCUUAAUGGAAUUCCAUUGAACAAUGUAUUGAAAACAAAAAAAACUAAACAAAAUGUGAAAACAAAAUAUGAAGAUAAAUUAUGAAUAUAUUGUGUGAAUGAUUGUUGUUUUUGUUUGUCACCAUGUUGCAAAUACCAAAACUAAUAUUCUUUCAUGGAUUAAUUAUAUUUUGACUGUUGAAAUAGUAUUGGAUAAUGUUGAUUAUGGUUCAGUAUUAAUAUUAUUUGUAAUAAAAAAAACAUAAUCUAUUGUACUAGUUGCCAAAAUUUACAAAUAACGUAUCAAUAUGUUAUAUUUUUUAUUUAAACUUAAAGAUUGACUUUCCAAUGUUAUUCUUGGUUUCCACAUUCCGUCCAAUGAAUUUUUAUUUUUUUAUUUAUUAGUUAAUUUUCUUCAUAAUAUUUAAGCAUGUGACCACUUCUUACGUUCCAGCUUGAACCGUUCCAUAAGAAUGUAUGGCAUUAAAAUUUUGAAGUACCAUAACAUUGUUACAGUUAAAUAUUAAUGUGUUCUAUGAAACUAAUUCUUCUAGAAUAGCAUUCUUCAUUGUAAAUAUUUCAUUGUUCCCAUGUACAAUAGAUAAGUCUUGACAAUUAUUAAACAAGUUAUUUAUUUAUUUAUUUAUUUAUUUAUUUGUUGUUGCUUCAAAGCAUUGUAUGUUACAGUUUAUGUACCGUUUCCAUAUAAUGUACAUCAUUUUGAAUUUUAUAAAAUAUUUACAAACCUC
This is a messenger RNA of Gigantopelta aegis, 14868 nucleotides long. RefSeq names its product dynein heavy chain 2, axonemal-like. Bases 151 to 13791 code for a protein of 4546 amino acids. Gene Ontology annotation, cellular component: dynein complex. NCBI's taxonomy places the organism in Eukaryota, Metazoa, Mollusca, Gastropoda, Neomphalida, Peltospiridae. Gene Ontology annotation, molecular function: dynein intermediate chain binding; dynein light intermediate chain binding; ATP binding. The transcript is spliced from 85 exons. The record is from RefSeq and is a predicted model, not a curated record. Gene Ontology annotation, biological process: microtubule-based movement.